Messenger RNA from Ochotona princeps (American pika), 987 nucleotides. Its product is annotated as olfactory receptor 10AC1-like. The record is from RefSeq and is a predicted model, not a curated record. The transcript has a single exon. Gene Ontology annotation, biological process: G protein-coupled receptor signaling pathway. The coding region runs from base 1 to 987 and encodes 328 amino acids. Lineage: Eukaryota; Metazoa; Chordata; Mammalia; Lagomorpha; Ochotonidae. Gene Ontology annotation, molecular function: G protein-coupled receptor activity; olfactory receptor activity. Gene Ontology annotation, cellular component: membrane.
AUGAGCUGCUGGCCAGAAUCCAACUGGACGGCCCCAUGCGAGUUCAUCAUCCUGGGCUUCUCGGGCUGGCCACCGGGCCUCCGAGCACUGCUCUUUGCUCUCCUCCUGCCGCUCUAUCUGGCCACGCUGGCCGGCAACCUGCUCAUCCUGGGCCUGGCCCUGGCCACGCCUGCCCUGCAAACACCCAUGUACUUCUUCCUGGGCGCGCUGUCAGCUGUGGAGGUGGCCUACACACUGGUACUGACGCCACGCAUGCUGGCCGGCUUCCUCCUGCCGCCUGGCGGCCAGGCCGUGGCCCCCUCCACCUGUGCAGCCCAGAUGGGCCUCUUUGUGGCCCUGGGGGGCUCUGAGUGCCUGCUGCUGGCCGCCAUGGCUCUGGAUCGCUACCUGGCCAUCUGCCGCCCCCUCUACUACCCUCAGCUCAUGACCACGGGCCUCUGCUGGGGCCUGCUGGCCGCGUGCUGCACAGGGGGCUCACUUCUGGCCCUUGGCCUCACCGCAGUCAUUUUCCAGCUGCCCUUCUGCCAGGGUGGCCUCGUCAACCAUGUCUUCUGCGACGUGCCAGCCGUGCUGCUGCUGGCCUGUGGGGAUCGGACCCUGCAGGAGCAUGCGCUGCUGGUGGCCUGCCUGCUACUGCUCGUGCUGCCCCUGGCACUCAUCCUGCUCUCCUACACCCGCGUGCUGCUCGUCAUCUUGGGUGUUGGGGACUCUGCAGGCCGCCGCAAGGCCUUCCACACGGUGGCAUCCCACCUCACAGUGGCCGUGCUGCACUACGGCUGCGCCACGGCCAUGUACGCCCGGCCCCUGGGCAGCCGGUCCCUGGAGGAGGACAAGCUGGUCUCGCUCAUCUACAUCAACCUCACGCCGCUGCUGUACCCUGCUAUCUACACACUGCGCAACCGUGACCUGCAGGGCGCCCUGCAGCGCGUGGUUGCCGGGGUUGACUCCAGGGCAUCAGGGACGGGCCAGCAGGCCCAGGUCACCUGA